Messenger RNA from Pseudonaja textilis, 540 nucleotides. The record is from RefSeq and is a predicted model, not a curated record. Lineage: Eukaryota; Metazoa; Chordata; Lepidosauria; Squamata; Elapidae.
AUGGAACAUUCCAAACAAAAAUGGAAUCGAAGAUGUAUGAAUGAGGUUUCCCGUCCAUCCCCUCCAAUUGCCACCCCCACCAAGUGGGAAAGUGCCAACGCACCCUGGUCCAGGAUUCACAUCGACCUCGCGGGCCCAUUGCAUGGCAAAAUGUUCCUCGUGGUCGUAGACUCUUACUCAAAGUGGAUUGAUGUGGCACAACUAUCCACGACCACUUCACAAGCAGUCAUCAAGGCAUUGACUCGCCUGUUCGUAACGCACGGUCUACCAGACUCCAUUGUUUCCGACAAUGGUCCCCAAUUCGCGUCAACCGAAUUCAGUCGUUUUACGGCCAACCUGGGCAUUCGUCACAUCUUCACGGCCCCCUUUCAUCCUGCCAGUAAUGGGCUAGCAGAGAGAGCUGUUAGGACCACUAAAGAAGCCCUGGCCAGGUUCAACAAGGAUGACUGGCACCACAAACUAUCCUGUUUCCUGUUAAGCCAGCAUUCAACCCCUUGCACAGUAACCAACAAGUCCCCGGCCGAGCUUCUGAUGGGCAGA